This is a messenger RNA of Gymnodraco acuticeps, 2940 nucleotides long. RefSeq names its product E3 ubiquitin-protein ligase TRIM39. Bases 1 to 1950 code for a protein of 649 amino acids. Gene Ontology annotation, molecular function: protein binding; zinc ion binding. The transcript has 6 exons. The record is from RefSeq and is a predicted model, not a curated record. Lineage: Eukaryota; Metazoa; Chordata; Actinopteri; Perciformes; Bathydraconidae.
AUGACCCUGCCAAUCUGCUGUGCAGGAAUGGCCUCCACCGGGAACCUUUCUGAAGAGCAGGUGCACUGCUCCAUCUGUCUGGACGUCUUCACCAACCCCGUGUCCAUCCCCUGCGGACACAACUUCUGCCAGGGCUGCAUCCUGGGAUACUGGAAAACCAGCCCUUUGUACCAGUGCCCUAUGUGUAAGAAGUCUUUCUGCAAGAGGCCGGACAUUAGCGUCAACACGGUGCUGAGGGAAAUCGCAGAGCAGUUCAAGGAGAUCAGGGUUAGAAGUGCGGAAGAAAAGGUGAGCGAGGAGGUGGAAGGCGUGAGGGAGAAGAAGUGGACGAUGGAAAGAAAGAAAAAGGAGGAUGAGGAGAGGCUUUUGGAGGAGGAGCAGAAGCAAGAUGUUCGGGAGGAGGUGAGAAGUAAGGAAGAGAAAAUGCUUCUCCCAGAGGAUUUACCACCGCUUAUCCCCCCUGUGCCAGCACCCAGAAGAUCUCCUCCACCCUCACCAGAUCAGGAACCACCUCCACUGCUCCAAAUAUCCCCCCCACCUUCACCUCAAAUCCCUACUCCUUCACCUCCCUCCUCUUUACUCCCACUUCCUGCUUGGGAGGAGGUAUUCUGUGAUGUUUGCCUGGGCGACGGCAGACCAAAAGCCAUCAAAUCCUGCCUCGUGUGUCUCACCUCCUACUGCGAGGAGCACCUGAAGGCUCAUUCGGCCCGGUUCACCAAGCACAAGCUGAUGGAGCCCGUCGCCAACAUGGAGGACCGGAUGUGUCCGAAGCACGAGAGGCUCCUGGAGCUCUUUUGUAAGAAGGACCAGACCUGUGUGUGCGUCCUCUGCACCGAGACCGACCACCGGGCGCACUACACCGUCCCCGUGGAGAGGGAAUGGAUGGAGAAAAAGGCGCAGCUGAAGAUGACAGAAAUAGACAUCCAGCAGAUGAUCCAGGAGAGAGAGAAAAAGUUGCAUGAGAUCAAACUCUGCGUGGAAGAAAACAAAGCCAGCGCUCAGAGGGAGGUCGAGGAGAGCAUGCAGGUCGUCUCAGAGCUGGUUCGCUCCAUCCAUAAGACUCAGGGCGAGCUGGUUUUGGGCAUAGAGGAGAAGCAGAGGCAGACGGAGAGGUGGGCUGACGGCCUUGUCGCUGGACUGGAGCAGGAAAUCGCUGAGCUGAAGAGGAGGAACACAGACCUGGAAAUCGUGGCUCGGACAGACCACAUUCACUUCUUAAAGAGCUUCCCAGCCCUUAGCACUCCUCCUUCUGUCAAAGACUGGUCUGAGACCAGUGUUCCCACUGCCAUGUGUGUCGGCAUGAUCAGGAGAUCUUUGUCCAAACUGGAGGUAGCAUUAAAGGAAAUGAUCCGCAAACUGGCGGAAAGUGAGAUCAAGAAGAUUCUGAAAUAUACAGUGGACGUAACCCUGGACCCUGAGUCCGCCAACCCCUGGUUGCAGCUUUCUCAGGACAGGCAUCAGGUGAGACACCUGGGUGCAUGGCAGGACCUCCCAGAUCAUCCUCAACGCUUCGACACCGUGGUCGUCGUCCUGGGCCGCGAGGGCUUCACCUCAGGAAGACAUUACUGGGAGGUCCAGGUGGGGGACAAGGAUGACUGGUACAUGGGUGUGGCCAGGUCUUCGGUCAACAGGAAGGGCAAAAUUGCUAUAAGUACUUCCCAAGGCUACUGGGCUCUGGCCAUGAAGAAAGGCCAGGGGUAUCGUGUGUCAACAUCCCCGCCGUUACCGCUUGCCAUCGACCCCAAGCUCAAGCGAGUGGGCGUGUACGUGGACUACGAGGAGGGGCAAGUGUCCUUUUAUGAUGUGAAGGCUUUGACCCACAUUUACACAUUCAAAGAUACGUUCACAGAGAAGAUCUUGCCCUUCUUCUACCUGUACUGCUGCGACAAAGCCUCUGAUACCAUUGUGAUAUCUACUGUGAUUGAGAAGAGCCCGAUCAAGCAAAGCUAAGGACACGUUUGACAGUAAAAACAGCACUGAAAAUAUGUACGAGAGUGAAAACUGACUGUGUUAUGUUGCAGCCGCCAUACUUGCUCUGAUCAAAUCCUGUAUAUGUAUUACAUUUACAGUGUAGCCCUACAAUAUAUUGAUUCAACAACUUAUGUAUUAUAUCUGUUCAUGUUAUAUGAAGCCUUAAAGGGAUAGUUUGACAUUUUGGGAAAAAUACAUCAUAAAAUACAACUCUCAUCACUAAAUCUGAUUUUAAUUUUCUCUCACUUGAAAACUGUUUUGCGUUAUGCGUAGCGGGAAGGUGUACUCGCACAUCUCAUCCCUUAAUGGUCGCCAUAUCGUCUACUUAGUAAAAGGGGAGAAACAAGUAAUGAUGGCAGUUGUUAAGCAACACAUAUUUGAUUGUUUCUCUAGAUACCCCAUGUUAUCAGGUUUAAGCCAUCAGUAUGAUUAUUUGGUUAAUUAAGCAGUCUGUAAUUAUUUGGUACAGCAAACGAUAACGCCAAUGCUAGCUAGCUAGAUUGAAAUGUAUACCAGCAAGUUAACAGUGUAGCCUACAACAUGAAAGUAACCAAAAUUGAGACACAGGAUAGAGCAGUGAGUUCGCUUAGCAUAAAUGGGGGUUUUACAGUAUGUUCAAAAAUAUUUCUUCUUUGUUUUGCACAACUAAUAUGAUUUAUAAGAAGUGAACUUGUACAGACGCAGGCUAGCUGUUUCCAGUACUUAUGCUAAGCUUACAAUAUUUACCAUUCAGACAUAAAAGUAAAAAACAGUUUUGAAACAGUUGGUCUUUCAUGUAACUCUCAGCAAGAACAUGUAGUUUCUAUAAUUACCGCUUCUAACCGCAUGACAUUUCAUAAAAUCUAAAGAAAGUGUAGUUUCCAGAUUUCCAGAUUGCAUGUUGAUUUUUAAUCAAGUGUGAUUGAUACGGCUAAGGUUGCUACGUGAGUUCAUGAUUUAUAACAAUAAAUGUUCCUUGAAGAAAUCUCA